AUGGCAACCCACACAGAAUCAUACGCAACACUCCCAUCAGCACGACAAAGCAAAAUGAAAAUCGACGCCUUACUGAACCCAGGCGACGGAGACAUCUCGCCACGCUCCCAGCACGCCUCAAUCCCAUCCAACCGCCACAGCUACCACCAACCCUCACCAAGCUUCCCCCCCAAGCCCAAACUACUGAUGUUCUUCAGCUACCGGCCCUCCGACAACCGCGCCAGCACAAGCAGAACUCAAAGCUCGCUGUCCGCCCCUUCCUCGCCAGACCCUUACCACUCGCGCGAGCGCUACUCAAGCGUCUCAAGCUCCUCCUCCACUAACGGCGACCGUCGCCGUCCCCCGCGGCCAAAGUACGAAGAAGAGGAAAUGUACUUCAUCUGGUACCACCGCGUUGAUCUGUGUCAGGAGUGGAAGGAGGUCCGCGAGGCGUUCAAUCGCCAGUUCCCAAAUCGCCAGAGACGCGGUUUCCAGGGUAUCCAGUGCAAGUUUUACCGCUUCAUCAAGGAGAAGAAGUGUCCGACUCUGCGGGAGCAGAGGCGUAUGCGGGAUGGGGAGUUCUUGAGGGAGGGUGCUUCUGCUUCGGUGGGGGAUCAUGGCGGUGCGCCGAAGUUCGGUGUGAGGGAAUAUACUAAUGUUUGGUAUCCUUGGAUGAGGAAGGAUGGGGAUGUUGCGUUGCGACGGUGA
Penicillium mononematosum is the source of this 687-nucleotide messenger RNA. RefSeq lists its product as uncharacterized. Bases 1 to 687 code for a protein of 228 amino acids. The record is from RefSeq and is a predicted model, not a curated record. Lineage: Eukaryota; Fungi; Ascomycota; Eurotiomycetes; Eurotiales; Aspergillaceae. The transcript has 2 exons.